GAGGCGCGGGCCGCCAUUUCAAAGCCGAAGAAACGCGCGAGCUUUCACGGUUUGACGCACGGAUGCUUGUUUUAUAGAUUAUAACGCACAAGACUUGCAUUUUUAAGCCUCGUCGUUUAGAGGAGACCCCAAUCUCAUAAGAUGGAUACUGAAAUGGAGCAGGCGAAGGAGACGACAGCAGUGACUGAGACCACAGAAAAACCCUCACAGGUGGAAGGAUCUGAAAACAAGUUCAGGGGUCGUGGGAUGAAGAUGCGUGCCCGAGGAGGUCGUAUGGUUCGCGGGAUGCGAGGAGGACGAGGGAUGAUGAUGAUGAUGAAAGGCUUCAGACCGCCGGGCCCCAUGAGAGGCAGAGGAAGAGCCGGGUUCACUAACGGAUUUGGGCCAAUGAGGACGUGGCCGUACCCAGACAUGCGUGGCCGGCGGGCUCGAGGGGGCCCAAUGGGGAUGAGUUUGAGACCUCCACCACCGCCGCCUCCUCCUCCACCCAUGCACAUGAGAGGACCUCCACCACCACACAUGCACAGGCACGGUCCACCUCCACCGCCACCUCCUCCAGGACACCCGGCGUUUAGAGGGCGGCCACCGCACCCCAGAGGAAGGGGCAUGAUGCCACCUGGACCGCCACGCUUUUUCCACCCCCGAGGCUACCACAACGGAUCGGCCCCUCCUCUGCCCCACCCGCCUCCAGGCCGGGGCCAGCGCUGGCCAGGGCCCCCUGGUGGCCGGAGGUUUUAACACGCCUAGUCCCAAUCCGUAGGGUUAAUAUCCAGCGCUCAGAUCCAUUUCUGUCCGAACAGACUCGCAGGUCCUUUUACUGUAACCAAACACGCUAGCUUUCUUCUUAUACUUCAUUUGAGGAAAGAAAAAGCCCCGAAAAACAUUUAAAAGCACUCUCUCCCGCUGAAGACGAGGAGACGUGUUCUUACGCUGAUUUAAUCAAGUGUGUUUUUACUCCUCUAAGUGUUGUGUAGUCUGCGUGGUGCUACUCCUAUGAGCCUUACACACUCUUGUUCCUUUAUUGGAGAGAUUUUUAGACGACUGGCUUCUUUUACCAAGCAGAUCUCCCAGCACCCUCUCUCCAUAUGAUGUUCAUGUAUAGUAAUAACUCAUCCAUUAUUAAUCAGUUAAUAUCAUAAAUGUGCAGCUACUUUAAGUCCAGUGGAGAUUUUGCUGUGGAAAUGUUUUAUUUUGUUCUCUUUGUUUGGGUUGAAUGUUAAAGUCACAGAUACAUGGAUUCAUUUAACAGUAGAGUAGCUCUAUUUCUUCUUUAAAUAAACCUUUCCUUGCUUCUUCUAUAUUUUAAAGCCAGUAUUUGAUUCAAAAUAGUUAAAAAGGAAAAAAAAAUAAGCUUCCCUAUCCUCUGUGUUGAGUUUUGGAGUGUUAUGGCACAUUCACGUAUUGUAACCGAUAAAGUCAUGUGAGUUUGUGAAUGUAAACUGAACCGUUAACAGCUUUUGACUUAGUUUUGACCAACAAGACAAUAAAGUUAAGAUAAAAUGA
Messenger RNA from Danio rerio (zebrafish), 1503 nucleotides. The record is from RefSeq and is marked predicted. Lineage: Eukaryota; Metazoa; Chordata; Actinopteri; Cypriniformes; Danionidae.